Messenger RNA from Bombus pyrosoma, 3689 nucleotides. It is a transcript of the gene AlaRS-m, whose product is annotated as alanine--tRNA ligase, mitochondrial. The coding region runs from base 203 to 2857 and encodes 884 amino acids. The transcript is spliced from 10 exons. Lineage: Eukaryota; Metazoa; Arthropoda; Insecta; Hymenoptera; Apidae. Gene Ontology annotation, cellular component: mitochondrion; cytoplasm. Gene Ontology annotation, molecular function: amino acid binding; alanine-tRNA ligase activity; ATP binding. Gene Ontology annotation, biological process: alanyl-tRNA aminoacylation; tRNA modification. The record is from RefSeq and is a predicted model, not a curated record.
GCUUUGAGACCUGUUUGUAUGUCGCGUAAAAGCCUAUAUGAACCUAACUCACAAUUUAUAUAAUAUACUAUGCUUUAAGCAAUUUAUACUAUCAUUUAUAUACACUUAUUAACUUAUAAUAUCUUUAAAUUAUAGUUGUUUAAGUUAAUAGAUUAAUUAAUUUAAAUCAAAGGUUGUUAAUAAUACUUAAAAUAAAAAAGAUAUGAAUCACAUUUUAUCAGUACGAAUGUAUAGUUCUGGUACUGUAUCUGCAAUACAAAAAAGUGCAAAAUUAAUUAGAAAUGAAUUUUUGGACUAUUUUAAAAAAGAUUUGGGGCAUACUUUUAUUCGAUCAAGCCCUGUUAUUUCAUAUAAUGAUCAUACAAUAGCAUUUGUUAAUGCUGGCAUGAACCAAUUUAAAGGAAUUUUUUUAGAUUAUUACAAUCCACCUGCAAUGAAAGUUACAAAUUCACAAAAAUGUAUAAGAAUCAGUGGAAAACAUAAUGAUCUGAAUAUAGUUGGAAAUGAUAGUUAUCACCACACAUUUUUUGAAAUGUUAGGAAGCUGGUCUUUUGGGAGUUACUUUAAAGAAGAAGCUUGUCAUUAUGCUUGGAAUCUAUUAACGAAACAUUAUGGUAUUAAUGAAGAAUGUUUAUAUGUAACAUAUUUUGGUGGAGAUGAAAGAUUGGAAUUGGAACCUGAUUUAGAAUGUAAAGAUAUUUGGUUAAGUAUAGGCAUUAGGGAAGAUAAAGUUCUUCCAUUUGGGUUACAAGAGAAUUUUUGGGAAAUGGGUAUUUCAGGACCAUGUGGUCCUUGUACAGAAAUACAUAUAGAUCAUACAAAGCAAUUAAAAAAUCGGUGUAUGCAAAUUAACAAGGGUUACACAGAUCUCACUGAACUAUGGAACAUAGUCUUUAUACAAUAUGAACGAUUAUCAAAUGGUACAAUAGUACCUCUACCAAAACAUUAUGUUGAUACAGGCAUGGGAUUUGAAAGACUAGUUGCAGUAUUACAAGGAAAACAAUCCAAUUACGAUACAGAUAUUUUUCAACCAUUUUUUAAAACUAUUCAAAAAUAUACAAAAGCACCAGAAUAUAAAGGUAAAUUUUAUAAUGACAAAAAUGAACUUGAUAGUGGAUAUAGAAUUUUGGCAGAUCAUAGCAGAAUGAUUACUGUAGCUUUAGCAGACGGAGUUAUACCAGAACAAAGUAAUAAACUUAGGAAAAUAAUAAGAAAAUCAAUUGAUGUUAGUGAAAAAGUAUUUAAAAAACAGGGAAUACUUUCUGAACUCUCAUAUAUUGUAGUAGAAAAUUUAGGUGAUGUUUAUCCAGAAUUGCAGGAAAAUUUAAAAAAGGUGCAAAAGAUAAUAGAAUUUGAAGAAGAAUUAUAUAAAAAAUUAAAGCAUACUUGUUGUAAACAGUGGACAAAAAUUGUUAAAACAUAUCCUCAAUUGAGUUCGAUUACUGAACAACUGACUCCUGGACUUGGAGAUGGAUACAAGUACCUUCAACAUGUACUUAAUAACUUAGAAGCAAGUAAUGUAUUAUCAGGAAGUGUUGCUUUCAAGUUAUAUGACACAUAUGGUUUAAGUAUAGAAACAAUUACUGAAUUAGCAAAGAUUGAAUCUCUAUAUUUUGAUAAAGUAGCUUUCCAGAAAGAAUUAGAAUGUCUCAAAAAUCGGUCUAGAAUCGGCCUUGAAAAGAGUAGUAUAACAGACAUAAAGAAAUCUUUAGAAAUACUUGAAGAAAAUUGUAUACCUAAAACUGAUGACAGCUUUAAAUAUAAAUGUGUUCUUAAUGGAAAUAAUUAUGAGUUUCCUAAAAUUGAAAGUAAAAUUAUGGCAUUAAUUAUAAAUGAUAAUACAAUAAUAAACAAAGCAAAUGAAAAUACAAACAAAAAUAUACAUUCAACUGUUAAUGAGACAAUUACAAAUUACAAUGCAGAAUCAGAUAAAGAUAAAAUUGGACUUAUAUUGGAUAAAACAUUAUGUUAUUCAACACAGGGUGGUCAAAUAUCAGACAAGGCUACCAUCUGUUCAAAAAAUUGGAAUUUUAAUGUAUAUGAUGUGAAGAAAAUUAAUGGGUAUGUUAUACAUUAUGGAAAAUUUGUACAAACUGAUUUGAGAAAAUGGAUUGAAGAACUAAACAUUAAAGAUGAUUGUUUGGUUUCCAUUGAACCUGAAUUUCGUAUAGGAAUAAUGCAACAUCAUACUGCAACACAUUUAUUACAUGCAUCAAUACAACAAAUUAUGCAAGCAGUUUAUUUGCGGAAUUCUACUAUUAUUCCACACAGCUUAAAAUGUCAAUUUAAUUCAUUUGGAGAAGAUCUUUCUUUUAAGCAAUUGAAAGAAAUUGAAGAACUUAUAAAUAAUGUUAUAAUAGCUAAUGUCCCAGUUACUACAAAAAUAUUAAAUGCUUUGGAAUUAUUAGCAGAAAGUUCUGUAACAUUAAUACCAGGAGAAAUUUAUUUUUAUAAGGAUAUUAGGCUCAUAGAAAUUAAUUUUCAUGAUUUAAGAUCAAAAGAAGCAUGCUGUGGUACACAUGUAUUGAAAACAGGAGAAUUAAAAUAUUUUUGUUUUCUCAAUUAUUUCUCAAAAGGAGCAUCAAAUUUUACUCUUGAAGCAACUGUAGGAUCACUUGCAAGGUCUGCCAAAUUAGCAGGUGAAAAUAUACAUUAUAAAAUUUUAGAUUUAGAAAACAAAUUGAAAAAUGGGAAAGUAACACGUAAAACAUUUAAAACAAUUAGUAAAGAGAUUGAGAGUGAAAUAAAAAAUGCCAAUAGAAUACCAAUACCAUAUCUCAUUAAAGAAGAGUGCUUAAUGAAAUUAAAAGAUUUAGAUAAAAUUUUUCACAUACAAAUGCAAGAAAUAAAAAAGUAAGUAUUAUGCAUAGCGAUGUAACUGUGAUUAGAAUCUAUCAAUUAAAUUUUUAUAAUAUUAAUUUCCAAAUAUCACCUUGAAUAACAUUCAUUGAAGAUAUAAUAAUAUAGGAUGUCAUAUAUUAAUGAUAAUAAUCAAGAACAGUUAACGGUAAUUAAUAAUGAAUAAAUAAUUAUGUGUAUUAGUGACGUAGUCGUAUAACGAUUAGGGUUUUGGCCGACUAGCCGAUUAACUAAUUAGUCGGCUCCCGAUUGUGAUCUCUGCUGAUUAUUUUUAAACACCGCUAUAAAUCGCAUCAAAUUUAUUAUUGUUUAAUAUUACGAAUCCAAAGAGAAAAUUUUUUAACAUUGUUUGUUGUAUUUAUUUUAUUACAUUGUGUUUCUUCAUUUUAAACGGUUUUUUGUUGUAAUAAAAUUAAGAAAUAAUAAUCAAUGUUCCUACUUAAUUGGUACCUACUUAUUUAGUUUACUGCAAUAAAUACUAACUAUUAUUUUUAAUUUUUUAUAUAAUAAUUAGGUUACAUGCAAAUAUGUACCCAUAAGUAAGUAUACUAUAUAUUAAAAAAUAUUAACAUUAUGCUAAUGACAGUAAAGAAAGUUCAUUGUAGUUUUACUUCUUUGUAUUGUGAUACUAAAAAUUUAAGGCCGAUAAAUGGCUUUUUUUACCGACUAGUCGCCAACUACAAAAGUGAACAGAUAGUCAGCUUAACCGAUUAGUCGGUACAACCCUAAUGUGUAUUAUAUAUAUGAGAGACAUCAGUUUUCAAAUGUCAAUUAAUAUCAAUGUUUUCAACGUGUCAUUAUCACCAUCAAUAUAAAUCUUGGAAAUUUUA